CUAUGAAGCAAAAUCGAUCAAAAGAGACAAUUAUGUUUUGUGUAUUGGGAAGAUAGAGAAAGUUGAGCGAUGGGAGCAGAAGAAGGAGAAACGCGUCAAGCCAGCGACAAACCUACGCAAGUCGCAAUUUCGAAAGAUCAAUUCAUAGCGUGGAAGCGCCAAAAGGACGCUGAAUUGUCGGCUAAACAAGCUGAAGCAGCGAGGAAGCGUGAAGAGGACAUAGCCUCAGGCCGUAUCCAAAUGAAUGGCCGAGAGCUUUUCUUGCACGAGCCAUGGGUUUUUGACGACACUCACCACUGAUUCUUUCUACUCAAAACUUCUUCUUCAUAGGUGUUUAAGACAAAAUCAAAGACACUUAAUGGGUGAUCUCUAAUCUGUGAUCCAACUCUGUUUCUCUUUUGUUGUGUACUUAUGUUUCCAUUUAUUUGUUAAUCAGGAAAUUAAAUGGAUGAUGACUGUAUAUUGGAUUUUAAUCAUAUUUUCAUAUAUGGUUCCUAACAA
Molecule: messenger RNA, 501 nt
Organism: Eutrema salsugineum
Lineage: Eukaryota; Viridiplantae; Streptophyta; Magnoliopsida; Brassicales; Brassicaceae
Product: zinc finger CCCH domain-containing protein 15 homolog
Exons: 3
Coding region: 70-300 (76 amino acids)
Source: RefSeq, a predicted model, not a curated record